AAAUAAAUACCAACGAUUUUACAAAUUUACGCCUUGAUUAAUACGUUUAAAGUUAUUUAAUUUAAAAUUAAUUUGUAUUAAAAAACUAACCUUUUCGCCUUACGAAUUUCAUAUUAAUUCCAGUUUUAUCGGAACCGGCUGGUGGCGCAACUAGUAGCAAAGAUAAAUUUUUUUUGGUGCUCGUUGCGAUACUUGCCGAUAGCCGAGAAAAUCACUUUAAAUCUGAUUAUUAACUAACGAUCGGGAUCGAUUUAGUUUUAUCGAUCGGAUCUCAACUAAUUCCGUUAAUAUACUGAUUUAUAUUUCUGUAAGAUCUAAUUGCGUGAGAAACGGAUCCCGCGAUUAGCGACACCUCUAAGAUCGUGUUAAAUGGAUCGGGGUAGCAAAUGCUGCCUGGCGAGAUAUUCGCCUCUCUUAUUCUCGCCGAUUAAGUGAUUCUCCGAUUUGCCCUCACUGCGGGGCUCAGGAGAUGACCCUUCAUUUUUGGCUGCAGUGCCCGUAAAGAUCUGGGCAAGACACUGAACAUUAACCUAUCACACACCAGUACUUUGCUUUCUAUUUAUGAGCCUUUGACCACCAUUAUUCCCUGCCAUCACGUGAUGGGGCUUGAAACAUACGUCACUCGCACCGAUUGCUUCCACUGACCAAUGAGUGCAGUCGAUUCGGAGAAAGAGCCAACACAGCUAAUAUCUCUGUAUAAACCAUGAGGAAGGGUUGCGAGAGAUUUAGUUUUCGCAAAGGAAAAUCGUGCACAAACGAGAAGCGAGAAAUAACACUAGUGAGAGCGAAUUUCUGGUUCUCGCACAUAUCUUACAUGUUUUGAUAUUUAUCUCUUCUCGCCACAUAUUCUCGCUUGCUUGGAAAAUUCGCUCGCUCAUGUCUGCAUAGUCGCACCCGAAGAGAAGAAGAGAUAUUUGUCUCCAAAUUUUGAUGACGUCACAUGUUUAUUGGCACAAUAUCGAGGUUCAAAGUCAACUGGACAUUCCACUAUCUUCGGAAGGAAGAAGACAGUCCAUGCUGCUCGGGCAAAGGUUGCAGGAUGAAGCAUUCACCCAUGUCUAUACAAGUAAACUCUCUCGUGCUAUUCAGACUGCAGAAUGUAUUCUGGAGAAGAAUAAACAUUCGAAACCGGAAAUUAUGAUGGACGAGAUACUUGCAGAAAGGAGUUUUGGAGAGUUGGAAGGUAAACCAUUCAAGCUCAUACGUGAAAUGGCCAAACGGCACAAUCUGACAGAAGAAGAAUACAGUCCCAAUGGUGGGGAAACCACGUCACAGGUGCGACAGAGGGCUGCGUCCUUCUUCGAGGAUCUCUGCAAAAGGUUAGAAACGGAAGAGUCUCAUGCAGAAGCAGAAGCUCGUCAGCCCGUCGUCCUAUUGGUGAGCCAUGGCGGAUUCAUAAACGAAUUCGCUCGUCAUCUCCUCCAGGAUCUAAAUUGCGUAAUUCCAGAAGGAAACAACAGAAAAUCCCUGUUGAAAUUUAGCCCCAAUGCCAGUGUUUCCAAAUUUGUAGUCUCCAGAAAGGGCUCUUGUCAUCUGCACAUUUCCUGUAUUUACUUUUAUGACCGGCGGCAUCUAGACGACGAUUGAGAUUUCAUUUUCAUAAUAGUAUCACCUAAUUGCGGCAAUUGGCAGAAAUGUUAAAUUGUUUUGUGUAAAUAAACAAUUACAAACAGCUUCCUUGUGCUAAAGCAUUUUAUUUAUAUAUAUAUGUAAUGUUUUUUUU
Molecule: messenger RNA, 1723 nt
Organism: Centruroides sculpturatus (bark scorpion)
Lineage: Eukaryota; Metazoa; Arthropoda; Arachnida; Scorpiones; Buthidae
Product: fructose-2,6-bisphosphatase TIGAR B-like
Exons: 5
Coding region: 931-1587 (218 amino acids)
Biological process (GO): fructose 2,6-bisphosphate metabolic process; negative regulation of glycolytic process; positive regulation of DNA repair
Cellular component (GO): cytosol
Molecular function (GO): fructose-2,6-bisphosphate 2-phosphatase activity
Source: RefSeq, a predicted model, not a curated record